UUGGCAUCAAUUUUAUAGGUGUAUCAGGAUCACGCUAAGCAUGAAGCUCAAAGUACUAUGCAUUCACGGGUUCGGCCAAACACCUGAGAUGUUCCGCGCGAAAUCUGGCUCGCUGCGACAAGCAUUAAAGAAGAAAUGUGAAUUCGUGUUUGUCCAAGCGCCACAUAUGAUUCGUUCCGAUGGUGAUGCCGCACAAAUAUCUGUCGAUAUUCAAAAGGUCGGAUCGGAAGAUACUCCAAUCGUUGGCGUCGACAAUGGGUUAGGUUUUGCGUGGUGGACAAUCGAGGGAAGGAACCGUUUGUCCGAAAAUUGGGAUCCACUGACACCCCCGGUAGAAGGACAGCGCAUCGUAGGCCUGGAAGACUCUCUCCGUCUUAUUGAUUUUAAGUUCCGCACGGAGGGCCCCUUCCAUGGAUGCUUCGCAUUCUCUCAAGGUGCUUCCUUCUUGAGCAUUCUAGCUGCAAUUGCCGAGCGGAAUCGACAACUUAUAAACCCGCGAGUCGACAACAGAAGUACGACUCAUCGUGACAAUGAGAAGUUCAGCAACAGGGUGCCAGCAGACAUUGGACUAAAUAUACAAUUUAAGUUCGGAAUUUUCGUUUCAGGAUUUUUUCCCCAAGAGAUAGCCAUUCGUGAAUACAUCCGACAUCAUAUGCAAGCCACAGACGAUGCGAUUAAGACAGUUCACAUAUACGGAACAACUGACCAGGUCAUACCCGCGUCGAUGAGCAUAGCUUACCACGAUUUCUUAUACAGCUCAUACAGCCGUCAAGCAACUGUAUUAAUGGCUCACGAAGGAGGGCACUUCGUGCCACAUGAAAGGUCCAUCAAAGCAGCUGUGGUCUCGGCGCUCCACUGUUUUUCUCCAGUAGACAAUGUUAUUGUGGAAGGAUAAGAUGGAAUCAUGACAUAUACUUCUUCGAUGAAGACUAGGUUCCUUGGUAUUGGUGUAUUGCUAGAUGUUUGUACCGACGCAUCAUUCUCAAGUUAUGUGAGUACUAGCUGUGUGCACUUCUAUGCUUACAAUAUGAUGGUUUAUUGCUAUUUACAAUCAUAGUUCUAUUACAGUCCAUCUGUGUAUCGAGAACUUGAUCCAAAGCGGUUGCAGCUCUCUCUGCUCCUCUCGAGAGGGAGCGUGUAGAAGGGAGAUAUCGGCAGCACUGUAUAAGUGGGUCAACGAGACUCUAGCUAAUACGGGUUCGUAUACUGACCAUAUGGCUGUCUGGUAUCUGGACAUAGAUCGAAAAUAAAUUACGGGAAUAUAAACUAAC
This is a messenger RNA of Sphaeroforma arctica JP610, 1271 nucleotides long. RefSeq lists its product as hypothetical. Gene Ontology annotation, cellular component: nucleus; cytoplasm. The record is from RefSeq and is a predicted model, not a curated record. The transcript has 6 exons. Bases 41 to 895 code for a protein of 284 amino acids. NCBI's taxonomy places the organism in Eukaryota, Ichthyosporea, Ichthyophonida. Gene Ontology annotation, biological process: response to retinoic acid.